AUGUUCGAUCACGAUGACCGGAGUCAGGUUGUCCUCCCGCUGGUGAAAUCGUUUUGUGAGAAGUCUUUCAAGGCUGACGAAUCUGUCCUCACAUCGCUGUCAUUACACUUAGGGAAGCUCUGCCAUGGCCUGCAAGGUCUCUUCACCCAGGAGCAGCAGAUCUGGUUCCUGGAGUUCUAUAAGAAGCUGUGCCGGUUGGGUCUUCACCAGGAGAACGGCCAUAAUGAUAACCAGAUCCAGAACAUAGAGCUGGAGAAGAAAUAUUCUAUGGUCAGGAAACACUGUGCAUACAACUUUCCAGCCAUGGUUGUAUUUGUCGGAGUGAAAAACUUCCACAUAGAACUGUAUGCAACCUUCUUCUGCCUGUGCCACGACCCGGACAUGUCCGUCAGACACUCCAUGGCUCUCGGCUUCUGUGAAGUCUGUAAACUCUUAGGAUCCAAUGUGUAUUUAAUACAUAAAGAACUAGUCGCUCUACUGCAGGAUGACUCACUAGAGGUUCUGGACGGGUUAAUAGACCAACUUCCGGAAACUCUGGAGCUCAUGACAAGCGGAGGCGACAACUCAGGGCUAGAUAACAAGCUGAUGAUUGUACCUGACCUGGUCCCGGCACUGACCUCGGCGGAGCAGCGAGUCGCCAGCAACCUGAAAUGGCGCAGCCAUGAGAAGCUACUGCAGAAGUUCUCCUGCCUGCCGCACAUCAUUUCCAGCGAUCAGAUCUAUUAUCGCUUCCUGCACAGAAUGUUCACCAUCAUUUUAUCCAACAACGUGCUACCGGUGCAGAAAGCGGCGAGCCGGACGCUGUGUAUAUUCCUGCGCUAUAACAGAAAACAGGAGCAGAGGCAUGAGAUCAUCCAGAAACUGGUGGAACAACUGGGUCAGGGGAAGAGCUACUGGAACCGGCAGAGGUUCCUGGACACCUGUGAAUAUAUCAUGGAGUUCUUCUCCAAGUCCUUCUUCUGCAAAUACUUUUACCUCUCCGUGCUGGAGCUGACCAGCGAUCCGGUGGCCAACGUUAGGAUGAAGGUUUGCUACAUGUUGCCAAAGCUGAAGUCCACCCUGAAGCUUCCGGCGGAUAAACAUUUAUUGCAGCAGCUGGAACUGUGCGUCCGGAAACUUCUGUGCCAGGAGAAGGACAGAGAUGUCCUGGCGGUGGUGAAGAGGACAGUUCUGGAGCUGGACCGGAUGGAGAUAUCCAUAGAUGCUUUUCAGAAACGCUUCUUUGAAAAAGACUUACUGGACCAGGAGAAGGAAAGGGAGGAGCACCUACUGCUGGAAAUGGAACAAAUAGAAAAGGAAAAACAACAAAGCGAGGCUCGGUCCAGCAACGAGAAGACGUACGACAGGAAGCGUAGAGACAGUAAAACGGGAUCGGCGUUGCCAAAAAGUCUCCCGACCGUGAUCUCGAACAGCUCCUCGGGCACGCAGACAGUUGUCAGCAGAGAAAGCAAGAAGAGCAAGCUGAUCCGGAGCCAGUCGUUCAGCAGCCACGUCAUGCACCCGAAACACAGCUCCCUCGACAAGACCAACAAAAGUAACUCUGUGAUUGGCGUCGGGAAGAACGUUUUGCUGCCGUUUGUCGAGGACUCACUCAAAGUCAGGACCAGCAGCGCCAGCGCCUCUGUGGCUUUCCCCGGCGCGGCCACGACUUCCUCCCGAGUCACAGCAAACGCAGCGGAACAGAAAGCCAAUGGGAGCAAAGAAGCUCAGGCCAGGAAACUCAGCCUGAAAAAACAGGAAACCCAAAGCUUA
Molecule: messenger RNA, 1752 nt
Organism: Staurois parvus
Lineage: Eukaryota; Metazoa; Chordata; Amphibia; Anura; Ranidae
Source: the annotation of a GenBank genome assembly